Pseudoliparis swirei is the source of this 1924-nucleotide messenger RNA. It is a transcript of the gene epsti1, whose product is annotated as epithelial stromal interaction 1. The transcript is spliced from 10 exons. NCBI's taxonomy places the organism in Eukaryota, Metazoa, Chordata, Actinopteri, Perciformes, Liparidae. The coding region runs from base 55 to 1047 and encodes 330 amino acids. The record is from RefSeq and is a predicted model, not a curated record.
CUAUCUGCGUGGGUCUCUCCGGGUGUCUCUGAACCGGGCGGUGACGGUGUGACAAUGGAGCACAACCAAAGAGACGCAAACAAACAGCCCAACCGAGUCCCCUCCAGCGGCGGCCCGUCAGGAGAACCCCGAUGUGAGCGGACACCUGAGGAUCCGAACCGGGACUCACCUGACAGCGGGAACCCACAGCCGACCGGCAGAGAGCCGCAGUACUCAGCCGGAUACACCAUGAUCCCUCCAAAUGAGUCCAAGAGAGACAAGCUCCUCAGAGAUGUUCAGAAAGAAGAGGAGACUUGCAAGCGAUGGAAAGAGGCAAACCGAGUUCACACUGUGCACAUGACUCCAGAGACGCUGGGUGGCAGCGCAACAUUGUCUGAAGCCAGAGAGAGGCAGCAGACAGACUUACGCUACUCCAAACAGCAGAAGAUGCUGAAAAAGAUAGAUUCGGACAGGAAGAAGAGACAAGAGGAGGAGGAGGAGUACCAGAAGAUGAAAGAUAUACAGAGGGAGAAGGCUGAGCGCCUGGAGGAGAGGAAGCAGCAGGAUGAGCAGAGGAGGAGGGAGCAGCUCAGCCAGGAUCACUCCAGGAAGACCGAGCUCUUUCUGCAGAGGUUUGAGAGGACAGCCUCAGGUCCACCGGCACCCAGCUGUGCAGCGCACACGUCAUCCAGGAGCGAGGCCGUGGAGGGUAACCAGAGAGAGGAGUCGAAAGGUAGAGACGUACAGCAGGAUCACAGGAGGGUGAACCAAGCCUUUCUGGACAAUCUCGAGGGUCAGCCCGGGGGGAGCGAGAAGGAGACAAAGGAGGGUUUUGGACACCAGCCGUCGAACCCCCCUGGACAACAACGGCCCCCCGCUCAGCUGAACCAACACCCAGAUCAGAGCUCCUCCGACUGCUGGACAGAUGAUGCCGAUCCAGAUUAUGAUUGGGCCUUGGAGGAAUUGAUGACCAGCUUUCCAGACUACAACAGGGCCUUCCUGGAGGACAUCCUGGACCAAUGCAACAGCGAUUACGAGGAGGCCUUCACACUGCUGAAUAUACGUUGAAUUAAAUGUUAUGCGUGCUUAAAUGGGAGGACCGUCUCUCUCUUAAUAUUGAGUUUGACACUUGGGGGGGGGUUGAGCCAAGUGAAAAUUAUAACCAGCGUUCACGAGGAUAAAGACUAUGGCGGUGGAUGUAAACGCUGAAAGCUGCAUCAAACAUAUACCUACAGAGCAGCGAGUGCUGCUUUUAAUCUGUGUUUGAUUAAGCCAUUAAUCAUUGCGCGCUUGCUGUCUUGUAUCUGUCUGCAUGCACUCGUGAGUCACGUCGGGCCUUCGCCCUGACGAAGAGUUGAAUUGAUGUUCGUUUUCGCCAGUUUAGCUGAAGGUCAUCGUCGUGACUCACAAUCGUCAGAUCAUAUGCGGGACGCUUAAUCAAAACCGUGUGCGCAGAUGGAAGAGAGCUCUCCCCACAUACGUGAUGCUUUUUGUUUGUCUUAUAAUCAAAGUCACAUGGGACGUAUCUAUUGCAGGAUUCUUCGGGACAACAAAAGAUUUUUUAAAUAUCCAAAUGGGAUUUUCUGCACGAAAAAGGUUUUGAGCACGAAAGCUUUGGAGGACUUCAAUAAAACAGCUUCUUGUGAACGCUGUCAUGACCCGGAGUUUCUGUCUUGUUUUGUGUCUUAUUUUGAAGUCCUUGUGUCAUCUGUCUCCCUGUGAUUGUCUGCCCUGGUCCUGAUUGUUUCCACCUGUGUGAUUACUGGCCCCGCCCUCAUUGUGUCCACCUGUGUCUCGUUCCCCGAUGUCCAAUCACCUCCGCCUGCCCGUGUAUUUAAACCCUGUUCCUCUCAUUCCCCAGGGUGGCUUCGUAAUGUUUAGUUUGUCAUACUGUUGAUGUGUGUAACCUCUAAGUGGAGAAUUAAAUAUUUCUUUGGAAGAAGUU